Molecule: messenger RNA, 2193 nt
Organism: Anoplophora glabripennis (Asian longhorned beetle)
Lineage: Eukaryota; Metazoa; Arthropoda; Insecta; Coleoptera; Cerambycidae
Exons: 5
Coding region: 55-2076 (673 amino acids)
Biological process (GO): multicellular organism development; proteasome-mediated ubiquitin-dependent protein catabolic process
Cellular component (GO): cytoplasm
Molecular function (GO): ubiquitin conjugating enzyme binding; ubiquitin protein ligase activity
Source: RefSeq, a predicted model, not a curated record
AACAAUUGUUGUAACAUCGGGUUUAUUAGGACACUAUCAGACAACCGCAUCGAAAUGGAUAAAUUGUAUGAAGCCAUCAUCAGAAAGUACAAAUGCUGCAUAUGCGGCUAUCUCUUGUCCAAACCACCUAUUAUGACUUCAUUAUUGGAAAUAGAUGAAGCUCUCCAUAAAUGCGGCAGGUGUAAACUAACUAAUUUGGACGAACACCGCUGGAACCGAAACCAUCUUUUUGAGGAAGUGGCCCAGUUCUUAUAUUUUCCUUGUUCUUACACUACUUGCAAAAAGAAGAUACCAUGGGAUGAAGUAGAAGAACACGAAAAAAAUUGCCUCCACAAGACCAUAAAGUGUCCAUUGUCGAAAUAUUGCGAAUGUUUUGAGUUGAUUCCUGUGGAUCAGAUUGGAGAACAUUUCAAAGAUAAACAUGACGAGAAUAUUAUAACAGCUGAUAUGAUGGCGUAUGGUUGGGAAGCUUAUAGCAAAUGUAAUUAUAUAUUUUUAAUACAAAUAGAAAAUGAGCACUUUUUCGUCUACAUUCAACAAGGGACUAGGAUAGCUGUGCUGGCAACAAGAAGUACUAAAUACGUCAAAUUCAAUGUAAAGCUGAAAAUCAGUUCUAAGAAUAAUUUCACUGUCUCUUUCUAUGAUCUGCCAGUGGUUCUUUACGACCACGAUAUUAUGUGCACGGAUGUCCUUUUGAAUAAUAAUGAGAAAGGGGAAGCGAAUUUUAAUAAUUUCACGAACAAUCUUGCGAAUGAAUUAUUGGGUAACGCAGACAGCUUUUGUGGAAAGUUAAGGUAUUAUAUUAGACUUAUCCCUGACGAAAUUGUUACUGAGGAUGCAGACCAACUUACAGAAGAAGAAGAUGAAAGAGAAAAAAACAAAAUUUUGAAUUUCAGAGUUCAUUGUUCCGAUGAUGAUUCGACCUAUAACAAAUUGUAUGAAGUUAUCAAAAAGUACAAAUGCUGCGUAUGCGGCCUCCUCUUAUCUGUCCCACCUAUCAUGGUAUCCAAUCUGGGCAAGGAUAAUCAAGUAUAUAAAUGCGGUAGAUGCGAAGGCAUCAGUUUGGAGACAUACCGUUGGAUUCGGAAUGAUCUUUUUGAAAAAGUGGCUUGGUUUUUACAUUUUCCUUGUUCCUACUUUCCGUGCAUGGAGAGGAUACCGUGGGGUAGAGUACAAGAACAUGAAAUAAAUUGUCAGUUUAAAACAAUAAAGUGCCCCUUAUCCAAUGAAUGUAAAUCUUUCGAGGAGAUUCCAGUACAUCAGAUUGGAAAACACGUUACUAAUAUACAUAAUAGAACCAUUGAAACAAACGAUACGAUGGUAAAUGGUUUAGCGUUGAAUCCUCGAGAUGACUAUUUAUUUUUGUUACAAAUAAAACAUCAGUAUUUCUUUCUCUACAUUCUCAAAGGAAAUCGGAUAGCUCUGCUGGCUACCAGACUGGGAAAAUACACCAGAUUCAAUGUAAAAUUGAAACUCCAGCCAGAAGAUAACUUUGCGGUGUCUUUUAAUGAUCUGCCAGUGGUUCUUUAUGACGUCAAAUAUCACUGUACAUCAUGUAUUUAUGAUACAUGCAGCGAGACUCACUAUACUUACUUGAAGACCAGAAAGAGACAAACGGAUAUCCGUACCUUCACUAACGAUCUUAACAAUGAAGUUACCAGGAAUUUAUUUUGUAAUAAUGGAAUUUUGAGGUAUUAUAUCACACUUAUCGCUGAUGAUAAGAUAGAAGAACACGAAAAAGAAGAUGAGAAAAUUCCACCACAGAUCAACGUAGAAACUGUAAGAAGAGCUCUCAAUUGUCCAUACUGCAUGAAAUACAUGACACCUCCGAUUUUCACGUGUGCUACUGGUCAUACCAUCUGCAAUGAGUGUAGACCACGGCUGAAGGAGUGCCCUACGUGUAAGGCCUACUUCAGACAAUCAAGGAAUUACGCCUUAGAAGAUAUGUCUAACGAAUUGGAACUGCCUUGCCAAUUCAACAUGGACGGAUGCACAUUCGUGGGCAGUGUCUCUCAAAUGUAUAAUCAUGAACUGAAAUGCUCGUACAACGAUUUUCAAGAAAAAAUAUUUCAUUAAGUAAUAGAAUUUACUGUUCAUAAUAAUUUAAUUUUGCGUAUAAUGUUAGGCAGGCAGUUAUAACACGUAAACUUUGUUUAUACAAUAUUAGUGGAUAAAUAGAGAUAAUGUUUAUGA